Molecule: messenger RNA, 822 nt
Organism: Hibiscus syriacus
Lineage: Eukaryota; Viridiplantae; Streptophyta; Magnoliopsida; Malvales; Malvaceae
Exons: 2
Coding region: 241-555 (104 amino acids)
Source: RefSeq, a predicted model, not a curated record
CCUCCCAUUUUCCUUCUCUAAGCGACACUCCUCUCUAUUCUCUCUCUUUUCUUUCUCUCAACCCCAACAAAUAUAAACGGCUUCCGUGGCCUCCCCACUACCUAAAGAAUCUGAUGAAGAGCCAGAUCGACGUAAAACUCGCCCUAAACAGCCAACGAAACCUGAAACCCCCUUUUAUAUUCAAGGCCUUCAGGAAACAACUCCCCUAAACCCCCAAAACCACUCAACCACGAUUAAAACAUGGGGCUUUACCUUCGACCUGGCGGGGUUUUACUACCGAGCAACGGUGAUGGGAUUCUUCGGACCGAGAAGAGGCUCUGCGUGGCAAAGAGAAAUCUGCUCCCCUCCGUACUGGCAUUGUUAUUUUGGUUUGUUGCUGGUACAAUCCGAGGCGGCUAUGGCACUGGUAUGUUCGUGGAUGCUUGGGUGGCAAUUGGAGAGACAAGCAUGCUCUCUACACGCGAGAUCUGGCCAUUCGGGAAGCUGGGGAGUCUUCGAUACACCAGACGCGUAGGCUUGGGGACCUUCGGAGUGUUGCAAGUCGUUGGAUCUUAGAACCAGAUCCAAUGGUCGAGAAUCGGCUGCACAUGGAUCCUUAGGGUUUAGAAAACCCUAAACUUUGUACCACCUCACUUGAGUCAUUGAAUGCUUAACCCAAAUCCAAUGGCCUCUGUUGUGCGGCGCUAAGCCUUCCAACAGAAAACCCCACUGGGUUUAGGGUUUUCACUAAUGGGUUGUAACAUCUGGGCUUGCAGCUGGUUUGGGCCUACUCUGGUUCGGGCCUCUGUUUGAGUCAAGUGAUGGGUUGUUUUGUAAUAAGGG